UUGUUGCUACCGUCGGAGCAGCAGAGGGGCUAGCGCUGCUAGCACCGCGGCCGUAAAAAAGAUCUGUGGACAAUUGCUAAGCUAACAUCUUAAAAUCUCGCUGGCGAAGCUGCCCUAGAAACGUUUUCGUCGGCGAAGCAGUGUCGUUAGCUCUCGGUUUGCCCGCCGGAUGACACAAGUCCUGUCGUGAACGUUAUGACUCAUUUAUUUUCACGGAUCAGGUUGAGUUCUUAGCAUUAGCCUCCGAUCAAAGGUCUGACUGGCAGACAUGGAGACUCGGGGGAUUGAAGACAUGUUCGACUUUCGUCGGUUCCCCAAAGACGCAGUUGUUCUGCUGCUGCUGAUGAUUUACCUUCCAGUCGGCGUGUGUUUGAUGUUAAUACGGGCGUUUAUUGGUGUACACGUGUUCUUGGUCAGCUGCGCGCUUCCAGAAUGUUUUGUUAGAAGAUUUAUUGUGAGAGUUAUGUGUUCGGUCCUGGGAAUGCACGUGAGGCAGAAAAACCCUCGGUCCAGAGACAAAAACACCACGCUGUACAUUUGCAAUCACGUGACGCAUUUUGACCACAACAUAAUCAACCUGCUGACCCCCUGUUAUACUCCACAGCUAGAGGGCUCCACGGGCUUUGUUUGUUGGGCCAGAGGCUUCAUGGAGAUCCAUUCAACAUCUGGCCAAGGGGCGAUAGGUGAGACUCUUCAGAGAUACUGUUCCACUGAAGGCACCGCACCGUUGCUCCUGUUUCCCGAAGAGGACACCACAAACGGCCGCGCUGGCCUGCUCAAGUUCAGUUCUUGGCCUUUCUCACUGACCGAUUCCAUUCAACCCGUGGCCUUACGAGUGACCAGACCAUUGAUUGCUUUGAGCACACCAGAGUCCGGCUGGCUGAUGGAGCUCUUGUGGACUUUUUUCGCUCCAUGUACAGUGUACCAUGUAAGUUGGCUCCCACCUGUUUCCAGACAAGAUGGCGAGUCCACACAGGAGUUUGCCAACAAAGUCCAGGAGCUAAUUGCAGGUGAACUUGGCUUGGUCUCCACCAAGAUCACUAAAGCCGAUAAAGCCGAGCACAUCAAAAGGAAAAGACAUGCUGCACCACUAACAUCUACAAGUGUCAGGCCCGGCUCUAUUGGCCUUGGGUUCAUGGUUCAGAGUUUGGGCACAGAUGAUCACAGGAUUGCCAAGAUGGCCCAACAAGUGAAGGAUGUGCUCCCUCACGUCCCAUUGAACAUCAUCGCAAAGGACCUGGCGAAAACCAACUGUGUUGACACCACCAUAACCAACCUGCUGGAGAGCAAAGAGGAAAGUCCGAUGGAAGCAACCGGGACAGCGACGUUCGGCCCUUCAAAGAUUAGCUCCUACUCCUCUGGUCCUUCGCCCACCAUAAAGCCUGCUGCCAAAUCUUUUGGGAGAUCACCGACCGACAGACACUUGUCUCUCCAAGAAAGAAAGGACGCGCUGUAUAAUUUUGCAAGAAGACGCUACAUUGAAAAACACGGAUUGGAUCAAGACGACGUUAACUGAACACACUUUGGGUCAAGCCGCCAUUGAGAACUUGUCAGAAAGAAGCAUAUACUACCUGCAUAGCUGUCUAAUUCAAAUGGUGAUUUUAUAUUCUGUCAACAGGUUCUGUUACAAAGCAGAUUUUGUUAAUUGCAAAUAAUGGAGACAAGUAUUCUGAACAUGUACAUGUUGAUGGAAUGGUUAUUAUGCAUGUCUUUAAUUCUUCAUCCUGGCUGAUACAUAAUUUUGAUAACAAUUUGUAUUACAAUCCACUGACUGUGAAUCAUCUAUUUAUUUUUAUAAUGUCCAGAGUCAUUGAUGAAAAUAAAGUUCAGCUUGACCUCGC
Messenger RNA from Scophthalmus maximus (turbot), 1841 nucleotides. It is a transcript of the gene aup1, whose product is annotated as AUP1 lipid droplet regulating VLDL assembly factor. Gene Ontology annotation, molecular function: acyltransferase activity; ubiquitin binding. The transcript has 12 exons. The record is from RefSeq and is a predicted model, not a curated record. NCBI's taxonomy places the organism in Eukaryota, Metazoa, Chordata, Actinopteri, Pleuronectiformes, Scophthalmidae. Bases 269 to 1516 code for a protein of 415 amino acids. Gene Ontology annotation, cellular component: membrane.